AUGGCCAGCGACGAGGCCGGCGGCAGACCGACAAAUGCAGAUGCGGAGCUCGACAAAGCUCCUGCAGACGAGGCACACGAGCACCACACGAUACCCACCGCGCCCAAGGACAAGGAGCCCGCAGCUGCAGUCGAGACGCCCGACGACGCCAUCGAUUCCUCCAUCCUGACCAUCAAGCCUGCCGACGCCGAUCCAUCGUCCCUCAUGCGGCCCAACUACCCAACCAGCCUGCUUCUCGCACCAGAGCGCCCCAGCUACAUCGACCCGACGCCGCCCACGCCCAUGGCCUCUCGCCCACCUUCUCGAGCUCUCUCCGUAACAACCCGGACCGACGACGACACAUCUCCCACCAGGUCCAAUCCCGAAUCGGACGACAAGCCCUUCGCCGGCCAGGAUGACCAGGAGGACUCACAGUCUGAGAUUCAGAGCAUCAUGGAGCAGUUUAGCGAGGACGGGGGCGGUCCCGAUGCCGAGGAGGUCAUGAGCCCGAGACUGGAAAUCGCAUCGCCCAUGCUGGGCUCCUCGCUGCAGCACCCGCCUCGAAAAUCCAGCCUCGAGCCUCUUUCGCCCGGGCUGGCCGGCCAGCUCAAUGCCCUGCACAUCUCAACGCCCGGCGAUGACGACCAAAGACCGCCCGUGCCCCCCAAAGACGGUUCGAUGGGUACGCCUCCGAGAACGAGAGACGCACGGCUACCGCCCAUCAGCGUCACCUCACCAGCGUCGCCCACCAUGUCGAUGCACAGACCGCCGCCCCCAGAGCCCGAGCCCGAACCAACUCUUCCCUUUGACUUCCACAGAUUUUUAGAACAGCUGCGGAAUAAGAAAGCCGACCCCGUGGCAAGAUAUCUCAAGUCGUUCCUCUUCGAGUUUGGAAAGCGCCAAUGGAUGGUCCACGAGCAGGUCAAAAUCAUCAGCGACUUCUUGGCCUUUAUUGCCAACAAGAUGGUGGUGUCUGAGGUAUGGCGAGACGUCUCGGAUGCAGAGUUUGACAAUGCCCGUGAAGGCAUGGAAAAGCUCGUCAUGAAUAGACUUUACACCCAGACCUUCUCCCCGGCGAUUCCGCCUCCAAAACCAAUCCCUGGAGCAAAGCCGAGAAGGAGGGGAGGCGAUCCGCCACUGGGCCCUGGCCGGAGAGGCCAGCAUCAGGAAGAUAUCGAGAGAGACGAUAUUCUAACACAGAAAAUCAACAUUUACGGCUGGGUCAAGGAAGACCAUCUGGAUAUUCCACCUAUCGAGGAGAGUGGCAGGCGAUUCCUUAAGCUAGCACAGCAGGAGCUGUUAAAGAUCAAAUCGUACAGAGCGCCUAGAGACAAAAUCAUUUGCGUCUUGAACUGCUGCAAAGUGAUAUUUGGCCUCCUAAAACACAGCAAGUCGGAUUCAUCGGCGGAUUCGUUCAUGCCGAUGCUCAUCUACGUUGUGCUUCAGUCAAAUCCGGAGCACUUGGUGUCCAACGUGCAGUAUAUCCUGCGGUUCAGAAAUCAAGAGAAGCUUGGUGGAGAGGCAGGAUACUACCUCUCUUCUCUCAUGGGUGCAAUUCAGUUCAUUGAAAACAUGGAUCGUACUUCUUUAACCAUAACCGAUGAGGAAUUUGAGAAAAAUGUUGAGGCUGCCGUCUCCGCAAUUGCAGAGAAGCAUCAAGCCAUGUCUCCAAAAAGACCCCAGGACCAACAGCAGCAGCAGAUCUUCAACGAAAAGUCUAGACCCCCCGAGUCUGCAUAUGAUGGCGCAGGGCCGUCUGCUCCCCGCCGCUCAACAGAGCAAAAUGACACAGACAUUACUGCGCCCAUCACUGGGCUAUUACGAACAAUCCAGAAUCCGCUCACCACAAUUGGCCGCAUGUUCUCAGACGAUGGCGCCUCAUCGUCAGCGCCCCGACCACCGCCACCACCACCGAUAGGCCGUCCCUUGGGCUUCCCUGAAAACGUGCCCUUACAGAACGAUUUGCAAGACAGACGGCGAUCAGACUCAAGAUACCCUCUUCCCGCAGAAGAAGCGGCAGCGAGACAGGCGAGUGCAGAGGUUGCCGAGGCGCAGAGGCUGCAUCGUGCCGAGCACGCAAAUAUCGUAGAGACGCUGGCAGGCAUGUUUCCUGAUCUGGAUAAGGACAUUAUCAGCGACGUGGUCUACCAGAAGGAGGGAAGGGUCGGACUGGCUGUUGAUGCAUGCCUUGCUUUAUCCUCCUAG
Messenger RNA from Trichoderma atroviride IMI 206040, 2184 nucleotides. RefSeq lists its product as uncharacterized. Gene Ontology annotation, cellular component: endocytic vesicle; cytosol. Gene Ontology annotation, molecular function: ubiquitin binding; guanyl-nucleotide exchange factor activity; small GTPase binding. Lineage: Eukaryota; Fungi; Ascomycota; Sordariomycetes; Hypocreales; Hypocreaceae. Gene Ontology annotation, biological process: vesicle-mediated transport. The record is from RefSeq and is a predicted model, not a curated record.